AUGAUGCGCACAGCUUUCUGUCUCCUGUCGAUUCUUGCCAGCGUGGCAUCAGCUCAGAAUGCUUCGGUCGAUGUCUUCAUGCCUAUUGCGUUCGAGAAUACCAUCCAGUUCGCUGCGUCUGUCAUUGGUGUAUGCCAGGACAAGACGACCUACGGCAUACGCUGCACAAGUGGCACGCUGGCAUCAGCAGUAACGUGCGGACCAGAUUUCCCAGAGUCCACAAUAACCGAGGACGCAUCCACCUACAUUGCCUCUCGAACCACUGCCAUUAGCUCCGCAGUCAUUGCAUACACCGAGACGUGCAACCUGCAAGGUACCACUGCCGACGCAACCUGCACUACGACGGUCUCCAUAUCCGGAACGAAGACUACGACGGUGACGUCUACUACUAGUGUGCUGGCAGCGACAUGGAUUCCGGACUUCUACAUGUAUCAAAUACCAGUCACUGCCGGCGUUCAGAAGCUACAUGCUACUGGGAGUGCCUGCAGUGGAGCAUCCAGCCAUGCACUACCGGCAUGGAAUGGCGCUCUGGCUGGCGUUGCCUGGAUUGUGCUGCUUGCGAUCUUGUAG
Saxophila tyrrhenica is the source of this 570-nucleotide messenger RNA. RefSeq lists its product as uncharacterized. The record is from RefSeq and is a predicted model, not a curated record. Bases 1 to 570 code for a protein of 189 amino acids. Lineage: Eukaryota; Fungi; Ascomycota; Dothideomycetes; Mycosphaerellales; Extremaceae. The transcript has 3 exons.